Leptinotarsa decemlineata (Colorado potato beetle) is the source of this 3287-nucleotide messenger RNA. RefSeq names its product semaphorin-1a (gene Sema-1a). NCBI's taxonomy places the organism in Eukaryota, Metazoa, Arthropoda, Insecta, Coleoptera, Chrysomelidae. The record is from RefSeq and is a predicted model, not a curated record.
CGCUGUUCAAAAUAGUCGUGAACUUUGUAUGAUUUCGUUGAUAAUAGGUUUUAUUUUUCUUCAGUUGUGUGUUACAACCUGUCAAAAUAUAUUUCAUAUAUACCUCUCUACCAAGAGUUCGAACCAAUUGAAUACCUCUUCAAGCGUUGAAAGACAUUCACCAGGCACUUGUUUGAUUGUUCGAUUUUAGGGAACGGGAAGAAGUUAGUGACUGAAAAUUCUUCCUCAAGUUUGAUGUGAUGUGAUAUAGUUACUAUUGUAAACAAUUUAAAAUAAUAUCUGUCGUGAUAAUUUUUGCUAAGACUUCAUAUCUUCAGAUCGCGAACUUUAUUCACCGUAUAAAUCGUGUGGUGUAUUGUUUCUUGAACAUUAAUUAUUUCUGAAAGGACUGUUAUGCGGGUGAUGACAAAACAAUAAAAGGACCAGAAUGGUGGAAAAAUGACGCACACGACUUGAAUAUCGCAUAAUCCAAAAAUGCCUCCGAGUGCCUUUUCGUGCCUUCCGCAACUUCACCUUCUGCCUUUGAUAUUACUGUACUUCAUUAAAACCGGCCAAGGAUGGCUGCCGGACACGAGCACAAAGUUAACGAACGGUGUCAACAAAAUAGUUAGCGUUAGUUUUACGGGCAACACAUCGUCGCCCGACCAUUUUACUGUCUUGUAUCAAGACGAAGAUUCCAUUCUUUUGGGUGGAAGAAACCAAAUCUAUAACUUAUCCGUGUUCGAUUUUUCCGAACGAAAGGGGGCUUCAAUUUACUGGCCUUCGUCAGAGGCGCACGGCCAAAUAUGUAAUCUGAAAGGAAAAACCGAGGAGGAUUGCCAAAAUUACAUAAGGAUACUAUUUCCCACAUCACCUGGGAAGUUUUUGAUUUGCGGGACCAACUCCUACAAGCCUCUUUGCAGAAUUUUACAUCAGAAGGAUGGCAAAUUUUACAUCGACAAAGAAAUGAUUGGGGUGGGAUUGUGCCCGUUUGAUCCCGAACAUAAUAGCACAGCAAUAUACAGCAACGGACAUUUAUUCUCGGCUACAGUAGCGGACUUCUCAGGAACUGAUCCGUUGAUAUACAAGGAACCUCUCCGUACGGAACUUUCUGAUCUCAGGCAGCUGAACGCUCCAAAUUUUGUUAGUUCCUUAACAUAUGGGGAUUACAUUUACUUCUUCUUCCGAGAAACUGCUGUAGAAUAUAUGAACUGCGGGAAAAUCAUAUAUUCCAGAGUGGCUAGAGUCUGUAAGCACGACAAAGGAGGUCCGCAUCAGUCUAGAGAUCGAUGGACCACUUUCCUGAAAGCAAGACUGAAUUGCUCAGUGCCUGGAGAAUAUCCCUUUUAUUUCGAUGAAAUUCAAUCGACUAGUGAUAUUGUCGAAGGAAAAUAUGGCAAUGAGACCAAAACCCAGAUAGUCUAUGCUACCUUAACCACACCAAAUAAUGCCAUAGGAGGUUCCGCUCUAUGUAUUUUCAAAAUGGAAGACAUUCAAAGCGUAUUCGAAGGGCCUUUCAAACACCAAGAGAGUAUAAAUGCAAAUUGGCUACCUAUACCUGAAGACAAGGUGCCGACACCUCGCCCUGGAAAGUGUGUCACAGAUAGUCGGGUUUUAGCAGACAAAAAUGUGAACUUCAUCAAAACCCAUCCUCUCAUGGAAAAAGCUGUUCCUGCCUUCAACGGGAAACCAUUGAUGAUCAGAGUUAGCCUUCAUUAUCGAUUCACGGUGGUCGCAGUUGAUCCGCAAGUCCGAACUGUUAAUGAUGAAACGUUUGAUGUCAUUUACAUCGGGACAGAUGAUGGAAAAGUAUUGAAAGUUGUAAACAUUCCAAGCCUCAACCACGGAAAAGCAUUUGUUAUAUCAGAAAAUGAAUUAUUCCCGAAGGGUACUCCUGUCAAGCAACUAAAAACUGUUCCAGGGUACGGCAAAGUGGUUGCUGUAAGCUUGAACGAAGUAAAAUUAGUUACUUUGAAUCACUGUAAAACCAUCAACCGUUGCAGUGAAUGUAUAGAACUGCGAGAUCCACAUUGUGCUUGGGAUUCGAUAAAAGACAUGUGUGUGAGCGUAGAUGAGGUGACUUCGUUCAGGUAUUUGUUCCAAGAUGUCAGGAGAGGCGACACAUCCAGGUGCAGGGACCAACUAGGAAACAAAAAGAUUUCUUCCAAAGACUAUGAAAGUAAUUCAAUCGAUUUAAAUACCUUAGACGAAGACAAGAAAAUUGUAGAUCCUUUGCUGAAGAUAGAUGAAGUGUCGACUGACUGUAACGAAGUUGAUGGACAGAAGAUUACAGGCUGCGCUUCUCAGAGUAAACUAACCCUGUACACUUCCGAAUACUUGCACAUAAUUGUAGCUGUUGCAUGUAUAGCAGGACUUUUCGUCGGUUUUUUAUGUGGAUAUCUAGUCUCGCGGCGAUUUCAUUUUCAUGCGCAGAACAAGCAGCAGUACAAUGGACAUCCGAAUCAUUUAGAUAGGUUGAAUGUAAAUCAGAAUAGUUUUUUAGCCCCACGGACCAAGACUGUUAAUUUGGAUGUCCACAAUGUUUCCACAGACUCAUUACCAAUGAAGAAGGACAAUUUGGGCUCCCUGAAGAAUCUGAAUAUCACGAAUAAUGAAGGCACCUUACAAAAGAUUAAGAAAACAUACAUAUGAUCAAUAAAUUGAUCUGUUGACUGCAACUGAGUCUAUCAUGUCGCCUGGUUCAGUGACACCAAAAAAUUUCUACAUCGUACUGAAAAAGGUCAGCAUAAAACAAAUAAUUGACUCUUAGUGAUGAAAAUCUUUUGACACGUGUUAGAGGUAUUCAAAGUUGACGCGCUUCAGAAUAGUUGAAAGGAUUUUUGGUUGCAAAUGAACAGGCCAAAAGUAUGCCCACAGGAUUGUCGAUCCUGUAUAUUUCAAGAAUACACUUAGAGUGCUUGAUCUGAUUUUUUGUACCUGUUCUAUCAUCUAUAGACUGCCUGAUGUAUUCUGCUGUAUUGCGAACAUUUUGAAUGGUUAGUUGCAUAAAAGGAAACUCAAUUUACUGUUCAAAAAAAAAAUUCUUCAGCUCAAUGUAAUAUAUUUUUUAAUAUUAAUUAUCUUAGCGAAUUUUAUUAGUUUUUAUUAUAUCAACUACUUGUAUAUAGACGAGGCUGCACAGUUUUCAUGACAUGAUAUUUUAACGUUACUUAUAUGUUGUAAUUGUUUGUUGCGGUGGAAUCUUGUAUAUGCAUUUCAAUGUUUGUGGAUGUCUCUAUAUCUCCCAUUGACAUGUAUCAGAAAAAAAAUGAAUAUAUCAAAAUGGAAUAAUAAAGUUAAAGUUGUAA